ACACUUUUCCAGACUCUCUGGUGUUUCCUACGAUGAUGUAAUCCGUGCAGUUUCCGCCAAGUGGCGCUUCCAUUUCGAGGCUGGUGUUAGUUGUAAACACGUGGCAAUGAACUGUGACCGGCUAUCGGUGGAGGAUCGAGACCCUUGCAUAAUGGCGGCAACCAGGUAUGAAGAGUGGGAUGAUGCUGAUUCGGAUACUCUCUCAGCCCCUGAGGUACUAAUGAUUCCUGAUGCAUACGAGCAAUAUGGUACUGACGAGUAUUCAACGUUCAGAGUAAAAUUUGUAGCUGCUAGUGGUAAAAUCGAGGAAACCGCCUCCAGCGAAAUUCUCGAUGGACAUCUAAUGCUAAAGACUGCGGUUUUGCCGUAUUUGUCGGAAAUAAGCCGUCUGCCUAAUAGUGAGUUCCAAGCUAUUCGCCUCGCAGCAGCUGCUGACAUCUUGGAGGCAGUCUCAUUGCUCUUGGAAUUUGACUUUGACGUAAACGCAGUUGACGACAAUGGAAACACAGCCCUCCACAUCGCUGCGUUCGCCGGUUGUGUAGAGUCAAUCAAGAAACUCGUUGAAGCAGGAGCGUCCCUGACGGCCCAAAACAGCAAGGGGCAUUCCGUGUUCCACUGGGCAGUUCGCAGCCGGAACACCGCCGCCUUGCCACUGCUGAAAGACCUGGGUGCGGACAUUAAUAUCGCUGAUUGGAAGGGCCACACACCACUGCACACGGCGCUGGCCUCCGGAUUCCACGAAGGUUUUGACGCGCUUAUGGAUCUCGGGGCGAACCCCUUCGUCUCUACGCCAGACGGUGUCUCUCUCCUCCACACUGCAGCAGCGAAAGGUAACACGAGAGCAGUUCGCGUGCUGUUGCAAGCGGGCGUCGACGUGGACGCUCGCAACGCCGUGCAUCGAACGGCCCUGCACGAAGCGGCGUCCGGCGGCCACGUGAGGUGUGCGGAACUGCUUCUGGACGCCGGAAUACACGCCGAAUGCCGCGAUGACCUCGGCUGCACUCCUUUGCACCUGGCAGCCAGCUACCGACAAGUGGGGGCGGUGAUAUUUCUGUUGCAGCGGGGAGCAGACGUUGAUAGCGCCAGUGUAGAUUUGGACACGGCACUCCACAUGGCAGCUCGAGCCGGCGACAGAAAAACAGUAGAGAUUCUGAUCGGUGCUGGCGCGGACGUGAACGCUAGCAACGCUGAAGGGUCCACCCCUCUGCACGUGGCCAUUGCAGAGAAGCACGACGAAGUGACGGAUUAUAUUCUCUCUCUUCAGCGGUCUGACGUGGACGUAGCAGAUGGCGGGGGCCUCACCCCUCUGCACCUGACUGCCGUCAAUGGGGUCGCUACUUCUACUGCUGCCCUUGUGGCAGCCGCGACUCUGUCGUUCAGUAUGUUGCCGUGGGAAACACCAGUGAAUGCAGCAGUAGAGCGGAGCGACAUUAUAGUAGAAUGGUUGAACCGCCUACGAGGAGGCAGAAAUGGGACUGCAACAUCCACAGAGUCUGACUGUCAAGCAAUUUCCUUUUAGAGCUCACCAGCACUGUCGUUUCGUAAUAUAAAAGAAAGCCGCAUGUUCAACAUUCUCUAUUAAUAAAUACAUUCAAAUAUUAAUCAAUGUGUUAAGAUUCAUUUCAUACUUAUAUCCUACAACAGUGACUACCUACAACCACUGAAAUACGUUGUUUUGAAAGAAUUUCCUUCGGUUUCCUUUUAAUUUCGGGUCACUGAAUGUUAAGUAGUCCACAAAUGUCGUUAACUACAAAGUACUCGAAAUCACAUACCUCAAAGAAUGCAUGCUGUGGAACUGCCACUGACCAAGUGAACUAACGCCUCCCUUAAUGCGACCUGCGCAUUUGAGGAAUUAGUGUGCUUUCGGACUUCACAUCUUGAUGGCUCAGUUGUGGAGCUCAGGCUACGGAUCAAAACGUCAGGAUUGAUUCCCAGUCAGUCCUAGGGAUUUUUGAACCGUGAUUUGU
Molecule: messenger RNA, 1967 nt
Organism: Schistocerca gregaria
Lineage: Eukaryota; Metazoa; Arthropoda; Insecta; Orthoptera; Acrididae
Product: serine/threonine-protein phosphatase 6 regulatory ankyrin repeat subunit B-like
Exons: 2
Coding region: 107-1519 (470 amino acids)
Molecular function (GO): protein binding
Source: RefSeq, a predicted model, not a curated record